Molecule: messenger RNA, 2013 nt
Organism: Drosophila subobscura
Lineage: Eukaryota; Metazoa; Arthropoda; Insecta; Diptera; Drosophilidae
Product: maltase 2
Exons: 7
Coding region: 57-1901 (614 amino acids)
Biological process (GO): carbohydrate metabolic process
Source: RefSeq, a predicted model, not a curated record
UGUUUUUGUUUUGACGUGUGCUGUUGGUGGUGGUGCUGCUGUAUCCUGGUUCCAGCAUGUCCAGUUUGGUGAUGAGUGAGUCGGAGGACUUUAUAGACUGGUGGCAGCACACGGUCUUCUAUCAGAUCUAUCCGAGAUCCUUCAAGGACAGCAAUGGCGAUGGCAUUGGCGAUCUGCCGGGCAUCACCUCCAAGUUGCAGUACCUCGCGGAGACGGGCAUCACGGCCACCUGGCUGAGUCCCAUUUUCCAGUCCCCGAUGGUGGACUUUGGCUACGACAUUUCCGACUAUAGGAAAAUACAACCGGAAUAUGGCAGCAUGGAGGACUUUCAGCAGCUCAUAGACAAGGCCUACGAGCUGGGCAUCAAGAUCAUACUCGACUUUGUGCCCAAUCACAGUUCGGAUGAGCACGAGUGGUUCAAAAAGUCUGCGGCCAAGGAGCCCGGCUACGAGGAUUACUAUGUCUGGGUGGACCCAAAGAUCGAUGAGCAUGGAGAGCGGCAGCCGCCCAACAACUGGCAGUCCGUGUUCUAUGGCUCCGCCUGGGAGUGGCACGAGUCCCGCCAGCAGUACUAUCUCCAUCAGUUCACCAAGGAGCAGCCGGAUCUCAACUAUCGCAGUCCCGCUGUCGUUCAGGCCAUGGAUGAUGUGAUACUCUUUUGGCUGAACAAAGGCGUUGCUGGCUUUCGCAUCGAUGCGGUGAAUCACAUGUUCGAGGUGGAGUCCCUGGAGGAUGAGCCGCUGAGUGGCAAGACCACGGAUCCACUGUCCUAUGACUACACUCGACACAUCUACACCAAGGAUCUGCCAGAGGUGCUGGAAAUGGUGCAGCACUGGCGGCAGCUGCUGGAUGAUUUCAGUUCCAAACAUCCCGAGGGUCCCACGCGCAUCAUGAUGACGGAGGCGUAUGCCGGACUCACGACACUCGCGGACUACUACGAGGACCGGCAGGGGGUGCGUGGCUCGCAUUUGCCCUUCAACUUUCACUUCAUUACGGACGUGAAUGGCGACUCGGAUGCGCGUGACUUUGUCUACAAUGUGGAGAAGUGGCUGAUCUACAUGCCACGCGGCGGGCACGCAGCCAACUGGGUCAUGGGCAACCAUGACAAUCCCCGUGUCGCCUCACGUUUUGGACCCACAGCCGUGGAUGCCAUGAACAUGCUGCUGAUGACCCUACCCGGCGUGGCAGUCACCUACAAUGGCGAGGAGCUGGGCAUGCAGGACUAUCGCGACAUCAGCUGGGAGGACACUGUGGAUCCGCCAGCGCGAAAUGUGGGCGAGAAGCUCUUUAAAGAUGUGUCCAGAGAUCCAGAACGCACGCCAUUCCAAUGGAAUAAUACCAGCAAUGGAGGUUUCUCUGAGGCUGCCAAAACCUGGCUGCCUGUGCAUCCCAACUACAAAGAACUCAAUUUGGCUGCCCAAAAACUAGCAGCCAAGAGCCACUACAAGGUCUAUAAGUCGCUCAUUGAGCUGCGUAAAGCGGCCAUAAUGCGUCGGGGUCGCUUUACCAUUGAGCCCAUUUCGCGCUGGGUGUUUGCCUUCAAGCGAUCUUAUACCAACUUUGAUUCGAUAAUUACCAUCAUUAAUGUGAGUGACAAGCAGCAGUUGGUCAAUCUCUCAGAGUUUCUCAAUCAGCCCAAGAAAUUGGUCGUGGAAAUAGCUGGCGUGGACUCCGCACAUGAGAAAGGCGACAGCCUUCUGGCGGUGGCCUUCGAGCUAAAUCUGCCACCGCGUGGAGGACUUGUGCUGAGCGAACGCUGCUCCACGGCAAUGAGCGCACAGCGUCGCACUUUGGUUAAGCAGCUCAUCAAGUCGGCCCAAGUGGUUCUAGUGGCGUUUCUAUUCUACAAUUUGUGGCGCCACAAAUGGACCAAAGUGAAAAUCAAUCAGCAACGCUUUUGACGGAUUUCUACAGCACUCAAAUACCAGCAGCCAGAGUGUCUGUUUGUCUGCUUGUUUGCUGAUUGAUUGAUUGAUUAAUUAAUUAAUAAAACGAACAUCAGAUUAAAUGUCA